Nematostella vectensis (starlet sea anemone) is the source of this 4236-nucleotide messenger RNA. RefSeq names its product anoctamin-3. Gene Ontology annotation, cellular component: plasma membrane. Bases 110 to 2839 code for a protein of 909 amino acids. Lineage: Eukaryota; Metazoa; Cnidaria; Anthozoa; Actiniaria; Edwardsiidae. Gene Ontology annotation, molecular function: chloride channel activity; protein dimerization activity. Gene Ontology annotation, biological process: chloride transmembrane transport. The record is from RefSeq and is a predicted model, not a curated record. The transcript is spliced from 11 exons.
UGCGAAUAUAAAUUUUCUAUUUAUAUUCAUAUCGUUCCAGACCGAUUCAACGGAGCAGUUUACUCAGACAGCGCAAAGAGAAGCGAACUAAACAUCCCUACAGCGUAAAAUGGCAAGCGAACUACGAGCAAGAAACAUCCAGGGCUUAGCAGGGCCGGAGAAGAGAAACGGGACUCCAAGAGAAGCGGAGGGAAAUAGUUACGGCGAAAAGGAACCUCUUUUAGACGAAGACGCCAUUUACAGCAAGCACGAAAUGCUGGAAGCUUUAGCUAUAGAGAUAGAAUUGGAGAAAACUGGAAGCGAAGCUGAAGUCUCUGGAUCCUUAUGCUUCCGUGACGGGGCGAGAAUAAUUGAUUAUAUCUUGGCCUACGAAACUCCAAUAGAUACCGAGUCGCUGUCAGCGGAGCAGAAAGAAACGGAGAAUAGCCAUGCUGACAAGCGAAGAGUUUACGAGGAGAACUUGAAGAAAGCGGGGCUCGAAUUAGAACACGAAGAAGGCGUUUCCACAAAGGACAAUAAAAAGCGCAAGACGCACUUCGUGAAGAUUCACACGCCAUGGGACGUGCUAGCGGCCACUGCGGAGGAGAUGAUGAUGAAGUCACCUAUCCGAGACAGCGAUAUCGAGAUCAAAUCCUGGUCCGAGAAACACCUCAGCGAGGAGUUCGUCACGUCGAUACGCAGCCGAGACCCCCUCAAGAUACAUGACUCUUGCAUAACACCACCCAAGAAACAGUUCGUCGCGUACUUUCGUAAGGACCACUUGGAGCAGUUUGUAGGGUACCACGACAAAAACACAUUCUUCAGCGCCGCGGAGCGCAGUCGCAUGACAGAGCGCAUUUGCUCUCAGCAGAGAUUCGGCGAGGAACGCUUUGACCAGGGCAUCAAGCGUCUUAUCCACCAAGGGACCUACACGGCCGCGUACCCCCUCCAUAGCGGCCCCGAGGAAGUGUCUCGUAAAGGGCACCCCUCAAACGAGCGACAGAAGCUCAGACGUGAUUGGGCGAGAUUCGGGCGCUGGUUUAAGUACCAGCCCUACGAUGCCAUUAAGGAUUACUUCGGGACAGAGAUCGGCUUGUACUUUGCUUGGCUUGGCUUUUACGCCGCUAUGCUUGUUCCUGCUGCUAUUUUCGGUGUCGCGGUUUUCAUUUACGGGAUCGCCCAAUCAACAAUCUUCCCUCCUGUCAAGGACAUAUGUAACAAAGCCUACGAGGCGGAGUUCUAUAUGUGUCCCCUAUGUGACAAGCAGUGCCCGUAUUGGUCCUUGGUUGUUAAUUGCCCGUAUGCAAUCUGGGUCCACGCGUUUGAUAAUGAUAGUACGGUGGUAUUCGCUAUUUUCAUGUCUAUUUGGGCCACGGUUUUCCUUGAGUUCUGGAAACGAAGGCAGGCUGUGCUGGCGUAUGAAUGGCACAUGAUGCACUAUGAAGACCAAGAGGAACAACCACGCCCCGAGUUUAUAGUUACCGUCACUACCCUUAAGAAAGACAAGGUAACUGGCAAGAUGGUUCCACACGUGCCCAAGCUGCAGCAAUACCGCAAGCUGGCCGGUGUGGUGAGCCUGGUGGCAUUCAUGAUCGCCCUCGUGCUGAGCGCGGUAGUGGGCGUGGUCAUAUACCGCGCGUCUGUCUAUGGGUCACUCAUGGCGUACCCAGACCCCCAGGUACGCAAGCAAGCAAAGAUGACCACUAGCAUCACCGCGGCGAUACUCAACUUAAUCUGCAUCAACCUGUUAAAGUUCGUGUACGAGAAACUUGCAAUGUUUCUCACAGAAUGGGAGAACCCUCGCACCGAGACAGACUUCAAAGACAGCUUCACCUACAAGAUGUACCUUUUUCAGUUCGUCAACAACUACGCGUCCAUCUUCUACAUCGCAUUCUUUAAGCUUAACCUGGUGAUUGGCACUCCGGGGAAUUAUCGACGCUUCGCGGGGGAGUAUCGAUUGGAUGGUUGCAGCUCGGGCGGCUGUUUAAUGGACUUGUGUAUACAACUUGUGAUAAUUAUGGUGGGACAACAAAUCAUCGGGAACAUCACGGAGAUUGCUAUACCAGGUCUGUUAAAGUGGUGGAAGAUGCGACAGGCUCAGAAGGAGGCCUUUGAGGAAAUUCCCCGCUGGGAAGUCGACUACAAGCUUAACACACUCCCUGAACAUCACUUGUUCUGGGAAUACCUCGAAGUCGUCCUGCAGUUCGGUUUCGUGACCAUGUUCGUGGCGGCUUUUCCUCUCGCGCCACUUUUCGCGCUCGUCAACGCCGUCUUCGAGCUUCGGGUUGACGCCAUCAACUUCGUGUGUCAGUUUCGAAGGCCGACUCCUCGCCGAGCACAGGACAUCGGCGCAUGGAUGAGCAUCAUGCAAGGACUCGCUAACAUCUCGGUGCUCGUUAACGCCUUCGUCAUCGCCUUCACUUCCGAUUUCAUUCCGAGGUUGGUGUACACGACAGCCUACAGUCCAGACGGCACCCUCCGCGGCUACCUCAACAACAGCUUGUCAUACUUCAACGUUAAAGACUAUGACCGCAUGGGCGCAAUCGGGGCUCGAGAGAAGCCUGGAGACAACUACGCAUACACUGUACUCAACUACACCCGCGAGUACUGCCGUUACCCUGGUUACCACGAGCCCGAGUUCCCGUAUGAAGUCAGCAAGCAGUACUGGCACGUGAUCGCCGCUCGCCUCGCUUUCGUGUUCGCCUUCCAAUACAUCGUUUACGCGGUUACCAAGUUCGUGGCGUGGCUCGUCCCAGAUCGCCCGCGACAUUUGGAGCUUCGCAUCAAGCGACAGGAAUAUCUGGCAAAGAAGGCGCUGGAGAAGAGUGCCGCACUUGGAGUAGAACCCGUCAUGGCUUAGGGAUAGUACGAAAGACGCCUUUCCCCCUCCACUCGUGAUCGCCUUGACUGACACGCUAGCAUCCCCUACCCAAGAAGAUAAUAAAGUAUUAGUUUUGCUGCUUCUAUAUUUUCAUAUGUAAUAGAUAUAGAUAAUUUAAGCCGAGAAAUGAUAAUAAUAUUUUGUGACAAGCCAAUUUGGUUAAAUAUUGGAUGGAAUAUCUUUACAAAAAAUAUGCAAUGAAAGAACUCUUAACGUAGUAUUGCUUUGGUAUCCCGAAUAUUUCCAUUCGUUCUAGCUGCUUGGACCAUAACCAUGUUACUGAUAUAACUAAAAAAACUACUGACAAGCUGUUGAAUUACGAUAGGUGGUCUGUGGCUUGGUGGAAUCGGGAAAAAAAGUAACUUGGUCAGUAGAGGAGAAAGAGGGCGCUUGCAGUGGGUUCUAACGCUAUCCCAUACGCGAAGGCAAGCACAACACAAAUGAGAAUCAGUCAAACGCAAACAACACAAGUGAGAAUCAGUCAAACACAAGCGCAACACAAGUGAGAAUCGGUCAAACACAAGCGCAACACAAGUGAGAAUCAGUCAAACGCAAGCGCAACACAAGUGAGAAUCGGCCAAACACAAGCGCAACACAAGUGAGAAUCAGUCAAACGCAAGCGCAACACAAGUGAGAAUCGGCCAAACACAAGCGCAACACAAGUGAGAAUCAGUCAAACACAAGCGCAACACAAGUGAGAAUCAGUCAAACACAAGCACAACACACGUGAGCGCAACACAGGUGAGAAUCAGUCAAACGCAACACAAAGAACCAGUCAAACACAAGCACAACACAGGUAAGAAUCAGUCAAACAAAAGCGCAACACAAGUAAGAAUCAGUCAAACAAAAGCGCAGCGCAUAAGUGAAAAUCGGUUAAAAGCAGAACAAGAAUUGGUCAAACGCAAGCGCAACGCGAGUGAAAACCGUUCGAACCCCAGCGCAAACACGACAUAGAAUCGAUCAAACGCAAAGCGCAGCACAUAUGAGAAUAGGUCAAAUGCAGCAAGUGAGAGUUGGUCAAACCAAAGCGCAGGACAUUUUAAGAAUUGGUCGAACCCUAGCGCUCAAUUUAAGUGACUUCGAUGGGCUUCGGUACCACCCUUGUGAAAUUACUUUCUCAUAAAGUCUGUGCCCACUUUAUUCGCCGCUAUCCGAGUAUCUAAGGAUUCUAGUGAAAAGCGAAUACUUGGGAUUUUAAACAUUGGCCACUUUCUUAUUUUUAAUUGAAAUAUUUGGUACCACAGUAGUUCGGUCACGUAACGUGUCUAAUUGUGGCAAACCAAAACGUAUUAUAGCAAAGGCGGUCUCCUGUUAUUCCCUGUUAAGCCCAUUGAUUUUUGGUGACUUUAUAAUAAAAGUCAAAAUCAGAAAAUGUA